UUUUUUUUGAAGGGCGGGCUGAGGGGACAGAGACUUCACUCGGGAGCCAGAACCAGUUUUCAGCAUGGGAUUUUAAGAGAAGAGAAAGGCUGUCACUGCAGUAGUCACUGUCCUGGUAAAUUAACCGUUGCACGGCCCAGAGGCGGCUCCGUGGCGACCAAUGGGGGCCGAAGACUGCGAGGAUGCUGGAACUGUAGCUCUGGCAUAGGUCAGCGCAUGAGGUCUGAGGGAACUCGCCUGCUGGCUCUGGUCCUGGCUGCAUGGAAAAAAGAUGGGCUUUUACAAUUAAUGUUGGAAGAAGGCAGCAGAAUCCAUCUUGAGAUGAAAUAACAUGUACCUGGACCUCUGGCAGAAUUUCAAGGCACACACUGGGCUGACUCUGGGGCCAUGAUGUUGCCUUAUCCUUCAGCACUGGGAGAUGAAGACUGGUAGGAGAUUUUCCUUUCAACGAAUGGGGAAAAUUUAGAGACCAUGAAGAAAUUGGCUCAAAAUCAUAAAGCAACAGGCUUGCCUUCUAAUGAUACUGACUGGCCCCAGGAAAAGGAGGGAAAGGCCCAAAUAGUGGUACCAGUUACAUUCAGGGAUGUGAGCACGGAAGCAGAAUGGAAGAGACUGAGUCCAGAGCAGAGGAAUCUAUACAGAGAAGUGAUGAUGGAGAAUUACAGGAAUCUUCUCUCAUUAGCAGAGCCAAAGCCAGAAAUCUACCCUUGUUCCUCCUGCCUUCUGGCCUUCUCUUUUCUGCAAUUCCUCAGCCAACAUGUGCUUCAGAUCUUCCUGGGCUUACGUGCAGAAAAUCACUUCCAUCCAGGGAAUUCUAGCCCAGGGCACUGGAAACAGCAGGGGCAGCAGUAUUCCCAUCAAAGCUGCUGGAAUGAAAACACAGAAGAUCAGGAGAGAGGAGGUGGCUCCAAACCCUGGUCUGCAAGGACAGAGGAGAGAGAAACCUCAAGGGCAUUCCCCAGCCUACUCCAAAAACAGUCAGCAAGUCCUAGAGAAGGCAACAUGGUGGUAGAAAUAGAGCCCAGCUCAGCCCAAAGAACAAACCCUGUGCCCAAAGACUUGAAGGAAUUAGAAACCUUGAGAUUUGGAGCAAUCAACUGUAGAGAGUGUGAAAUAGACCAUAGCCUGGAAUCAAACUUUAUUACAAAUCCAAGAACCCUCUUAGGGGAGAAGCCCUAUAUUUGCAGUGAUUGUGGGUGAGGCUUUAAAGAUGGAUCAACCCUCAUCAGACACCACUGGACACACUCGAUGGAGAAGCCUUAUGUGUGCAGUGAAUGUGGGUAAGGUUUUAGCCAGAAGUAUAACCUCAACAGACCCCAGAUAACACAUUCAGAAGAGAAGCCUUAUUUGUGCAGGGAGUGUGGGCAAAGCUUUAGAAAUAAGUCCAUCCUCAACAGACAUCAGUGGACUCACUCAGAGGAGAAGCCCUAUGUUUGCAGCGAAUGUGGCCGAGGCUUUAGCGAGAAGUCAUCCUUCAUCAGACACCAGAGGACACACUCAGGUGAGAAACCCUAUGUGUGCCUAGAGUGUGGAUGAGGUUUUUGUGAUAAGUCAACCCUCAGAAAACACCAGGGGAUUCAUUCAGGGGAGAAGCCUUAUGUUUGUGGGGAGUAUGGGUGAGGCUUUAGCCAGAACUCAGAUCUCAUCAAACACCAGAGGACACACUCAGAUGAGAAGACUUAUGUUUGCAGGGAGUGUGGGAGAGGCUUCUGCGACAAGUCAACCCUCAUGAUACACAAGCGGACGCACUCUGGAGAGAAGCCUUAUGUGUGUGGUGAGUGUGGAUGAGGCUUUAGUCAAUCAUUCCUCGCUGUCCACCAGAGGACACACUCGGGGGAAAAGCAUGAUGUUUGCAGGGAGUGUGGGUGAGGUUUUGGCCAGAAGUCAAAUCUCACCAGAUAUCAGAGGACACACACAAAUGAGAAGCCUUGUAUUUGCAGGUAAUGUGGGUGAAGCUUUUGUGACAAGUCAACCCUUAUUGUACAUGAGAGGACACACUCAGGAGAGAAGCCUUACGUGUGCAGCGAGUGUUGCUGAGGCUUUAGCCAGAAAUCACUCCUCCUUGUCCACCAGAGGACACACUCAGGGGAGAAGCAUUACGUUUGUAGGGAGUGCGGGCAAGAAUUUAGUAAGUCAAAUUUCAUCAGGCACCAGAGGACACACCGAUGGGAGAAACUAUGUAUGCAGGGGUCAUGGGCAAGACUUGAGUGAUCAGUCAAGCCUCAUGUUACCCGAGAGACACGUGGGGAAUAGACCCUGUGUAUGCAGAAUGUGAGUGAAGUUCCAGAGAUGUGUCGACCCUUAUCUGGCAUGGGAGGGAUACGUUCAAGAGAGGAGCCUUAUGAGUAUAGAGUGUGCAAAGAGGAUACACUGAGGAGAGAAGUUUCAUUUGUGUAGGGACCGUGGGAAGGAGGUCUUUGCUGCAGGGUGUCUGGGCAAAGCGUUUGUGAUCACACACCACAGGGAGAAUUGGCAUGUGGGGACACUGUGGAGCUCUGCUGAGAUGACCUUUUCACGGCUAACAGCUCAGCUGCCUGAGAGAACAGUGUUGCUGCUGGCAGAGAUGCCCUCCACUCUGGAACUUGCUCUCAGCCACAGGGAGCUGCACACUCUGGGGGUUUGCAUCUUCACAGGGGUAGCUCCUGGCCCCACGCUUGACUCAACUGGGACACCUCCAGAAGGUCAUUUCAGAUCCGGAAGUCCCAGUUGAACUGAAGGAUCACUGGGUUGCAGACACAUUGCAGGUCAGCCUCUUCCUCUGCCCAGUCCUGCCCUCACUCCCCAGUGAAUCCUCAAUUUUCCA
Cebus imitator (Panamanian white-faced capuchin) is the source of this 2803-nucleotide messenger RNA. RefSeq names its product zinc finger protein 343 (gene ZNF343). Gene Ontology annotation, biological process: negative regulation of transcription by RNA polymerase II. The record is from RefSeq and is a predicted model, not a curated record. Gene Ontology annotation, molecular function: zinc ion binding; DNA-binding transcription repressor activity, RNA polymerase II-specific. Lineage: Eukaryota; Metazoa; Chordata; Mammalia; Primates; Cebidae.